AUGGAUAGAUCGACCGGGUUUAUUCGCACAUUUGAUGCUUUUCCAAAAAUAGCACCAUCGCAGCAGGUGCGGUCUACGAGAGGAUCGUACUCCACCAUUAUCACCUAUCUGUUUAUUUUGUUUCUCAUAUGGGUCGAGGUUGGAGGAUAUAUCGAUGGUGCCAUAGAUCACCAAUUUACAGUUGACGAAGUGGUACGCAAAGACCUGGUGAUAAAUUUGGACCUUGUUGUUGCCAUGCCGUGCAAUUACAUUCACACAAACGUUAGAGACUUGACCGACGACAGAUUCUUAGCAGCAGAGCUGUUGAAUUACCAAGGGACGACAUUCAACAUUCCGCGAUGGUACGAGCAAUCUGCCAAGAAAAUUGUGACUCCAGAACUGGAAGCGGUUCUAGAGAGAUCCCUUCAGGCUAGGUUCCAGUAUCAGGGCGAACAUCACGACGAAGGAGCACCUGCUUGUCGUAUAUUUGGCGCAAUUCCUGUGAACAGAGUCAAGGGCGAGCUUCACAUUACCGCAAAGGGGUACGGGUAUAGAGAUAGAACGCGCGUUCCUGUUGAGGGUCUGAAUUUCACGCAUGCUAUUUCAGAGUUUUCGUUUGGAGAGUUCUUCCCUUACCUGGACAAUCCGCUGGAUAUGACCCUUAAAACAACCGAUGCCCAUUUACACACUUUCAAAUACCACUUGAACGUCGUGCCGACCCUUUAUCGCAAACUGGGAGUUGAGAUAGACACCAACCAAUACUCGCUGUCGCUCACCGAGUCUUCAGGCAAAUACGUUCCUGGAAUAUUUUUUCAGUACGACUUUGAGCCUAUUAAGCUUGUUGUGGAGGAGACAAGAUUGUCUUUCUGGCAAUUUGUGGUGCGUUUGGCAACGAUUAUGGGCGGAAUUCUCGUGGUUGCAGGAUGGUUAUACAAAUUGUUGGACAAGUUGAUUUUGCUCACGCUCGGCAAGGAGUUUGCCAAAAGGGGCCAGGAGAAGAAGGAAGGCGGUUUGCUCGAUAAUGUCGAGGAUUUCGAGAAAAUAUAGAAGCUCCAUCUAAUUCAGCAGAGCCUGGGCGUCUUCCUUGUAUCCCACACCCGGUACGACUUCAGUAUAUCUGAUGUAUUCGUCGUCGUCAAAAGUGAUAAUAUCCCAGUACUUAUAGACCAUCAUGAUUGCAAAAAGGUUACUAAGAGUGCUGAAAAUGAGCCCGUCUGCGUAGUGGCUCAACGAUGUGCAGAUGUCAUAGCUGAAGACGUACAGGAGACACUCAGCAGCGACGAAAAAGAAUACUGAGAGGCAUAGUGCUUCGAUGGCCCACCAGUUGAGUACAAGAGUGACGAAGCAUAUGAAUAACUGGCACAGCAGGUACAUGAAAAGCAACAAUCCAUUGAAUAUGAAGUAGAGCACGAAUAGAGGGAUAGUUUCGGCAGUGUUGAUAAUGCUGGUCCAAUUAUUAAAUGUGAGAAUUGCCACGACGUAAUUGAGGACGAAAACGCCAAAAGAGGAGCCAAACAUGGCUGCCAUAGUGUGCAGGGAGCCAUCGUCCCAUAAAUUCAGACUUGACAGUCCCGCAAAGAAUAACGUCCAGCAGCAAACGCCGGUCAUGGCUAUCUGGAAGCUAACGAAAUAUGCGUAUGUGGAAGAUCCGCUUGGAGAUACUCCAGUGUCCACUACGAUGCAGGACACCGUGAACAUUAUAAAACUCCAGAAAAACGUGAGCAUUUCUUUUCUCCCGACAGCAGUGUAUCUCAAUCGCACGUUGUAUAUGAUCAUAAGGGCCACUAUGAGCGAGGACAUGUGUAUAAAUGACGUUCCGAUCUGGAAUAUUAAUGUGUUCGAAAUAUCUACCGUGCGCGCGUAGCAAUCCGGGAUGAUCCCCACAAAGGUGGCAUUAUGGGCAUGCAACGGAUUGAUCAGCGUGCACAGUGGAAGCGAGGUUCUCGUGCAAAUUCCGGAGAAGUCGCCAAUCAUACAAGAUAUCUAAAUACGAAGCUAUUUUGGCGCGUUAGAUAAGAUAAUAAAUU
This is a messenger RNA of Ogataea polymorpha, 2006 nucleotides long. RefSeq lists its product as uncharacterized. The coding region runs from base 1 to 1026 and encodes 341 amino acids. The transcript is spliced from 2 exons. Gene Ontology annotation, cellular component: endoplasmic reticulum membrane; Golgi membrane; COPII-coated ER to Golgi transport vesicle. Lineage: Eukaryota; Fungi; Ascomycota; Pichiomycetes; Pichiales; Pichiaceae. Gene Ontology annotation, biological process: retrograde vesicle-mediated transport, Golgi to endoplasmic reticulum; endoplasmic reticulum to Golgi vesicle-mediated transport. The record is from RefSeq and is a predicted model, not a curated record.